AUGAGCGUCGCGAAAGUCGGCACUUCCGCCGCUGACUCAUCCGUCCGUCCUCUGUCGUGCCUGAGGCAGCGCCGGACGGACGCUGGAGUGGCCCGCGAUGCAGUGGAUCCGGAGAGUAGACAGGAGGAACUAGGAGUAGCAGGGGAGAUGGCUACUAACUAUGUUAACUAUGAGGUGGUGCCUGACGGUCUGACCAGCACAGACGAUGACGCACUGGGGGCUGCGCAGCCACCAGGCCCUCAGGCCACAAGGCAGGCAUUACAUAACUCCGGCCUUAGGCUUCCGUCAUUCAUUCGGCUGCCAGACUCCUUUUACUUCCUGCGCACUUGUUCGUUCUCCCCGUCCUUUGUUCUGCUCCCUCUAACCCCGCCUGGAUAUCCCGUUACAUUUGUGUUCCCCGACGCUCUCAUGGCCGAACCUCUCCACGAUAGUCCGGUGCCAGCGUCGUCUUCCCCCCGGGGCCCCGAUGCGCCACCGUUGAGCGCGGAUUCCGGGCAGUCGGCGAACUUGGAUAUCCGUCCAGGCCCACCGGCCAUGUCCGAGGAAUUGAAGGCUCGUUUGGACAAAGUCAUCUACUCGGAUAUCGGCAUUACCACUCUCCUAACCCGGCUAAAACAAAGCGUCGCUUCCGCAAGGGAUUUCUCGACGUUCCUGAAGAAGCGAUCGAGUUUGGAGGAGGAGCAUGCGCAAGGACUAAGGAAACUCUCUCGCUCUCUGUACGAUGCCGCGCACCGUUCCGAUAAUCGCCAGGGCACCUACGGCCAGAGCCACAAUGACCUGAACCGCUUCCAUGACCGCAUGGCCGACCAUGGGCUUCAGUUCGCCGUGUCCUUGCAGCAGAUGGCCGACGAUCUGCAUGAGCUGGCAUCGAACAUCGAGCGGGGUCGCAAGCAAUGGAAACAAACCGGUCUGAGCGCGGAGAAGAGAGUGAUGGAAGCGGAGGCCUCGGCUGAGAAGGCGAAGGCCAAAUACGAAUCACUGGCAGAGCAAUAUGAUCGCGUCAAGACGGGUGACAAGUCCGGCGGGAAGUUUGGCCUGAAGGGACACAAGUCGGCUGCGCAGCAUGAGGAGGAGCUGCACCGCAAGGUACAAACUGCGGAUUCGGAUUAUGCUGCCAAGGUGCAAGCGGCGCAGGCAGCUCGCCAGGAGCUGAUUUCCACCCACCGGCCUCAGGCCGUUCACAACAUGCAGCAAUUGAUCUCGGAAUGCGAUUCGGGGCUCACGCUGCAGCUGCAGAAAUUCGCUACUUUCAAUGAGAAGCUCCUGCUGGGACAAGGUCUCUCCAUUAGCCCGCUGAAGGAUGGGACCAACUCCGCCAUCGCACCGAAGAGUCUCUACGAGGUCAUUCAGACCAUUGACAACCAGAAAGACUACAACGAGUUCAUCCUGAGCCACGAGAACAACCCCGCUGCGGUAGCCUCUGAGCAAGUAAAAUACCAGCGUCAUCCGACUCUUGCUGGCUCAGGACCGGUCGUCCCGGCCUCUCAGCCCAGCUCGCAAAACAAGCGCAUGUCUAUUCUGCCUCAGUCCUUCUCCACGCAACAACUCCCCCCUCCAAGCCAAUCUUCCUCGCAACCUCCGGCCCCUAGCAGUCAACCUCAUCCGUACCCCCAGGGACCCGACUCGUACUCUUCGCCUGCGUUCCAACAGCCUCCGUACCCUACCAACUCUGGGCCACCUGCCCCUGAGAAGGUCCCGUUGGAUGGCGCCCCCUCGGCCCCUCAGCCUAGCCCUCUGCCACCACCGAGCAAUUCCUUCCAACAACACCUGCCGCCGUUGAAACCAGUGUUUGGAAUCUCCCUCGAUGAACUGUAUGAACGAGAUGGCACUGCGGUUCCUAUGAUUGUCUACCAAUGCUUCCAAGCAAUCGAGCUUUUUGGUCUGGAUAUGGAGGAUUCAUCGCAAGUGGAUUUCACCAAUCCCGAGAACUUCUACCAUGAUGUAAAUAGUGUUGCCGGCUUGCUGAAGCAAUUCUUCCGAGAUCUUCCCGAUCCGUUGUUUACUUCAGCUUUCUACUCGGACUUCAUUAAUGCCGCCCGUAUCGAGGAUGACGUCAAGCGCCGUGACUCGCUGCAUGCCCUUGUCAACAACCUCCCCGACGCACACUAUGCCACCUUGAGGGCCUUAACACUCCACCUGAACAAGAUCCAAGAGCAUUAUACCCAGAAUCGCAUGAACGCAGGCAACAUUGCCAUUUGCUUUGGACCUACUCUACUUAGCGCAAGCACCGGUGGCAACAUUGCCGAUGCAGGCUGGCAGGUCCGUGUCAUCGAAACCGUCCUGGUCAACACGUUCCAGAUCUUUGAUGACGAUUAG
Messenger RNA from Aspergillus affinis, 2316 nucleotides. It is a transcript of the gene rgd1, whose product is annotated as putative Rho GTPase activator (Rgd1). The transcript is spliced from 11 exons. Gene Ontology annotation, biological process: regulation of GTPase activity; signal transduction. Lineage: Eukaryota; Fungi; Ascomycota; Eurotiomycetes; Eurotiales; Aspergillaceae. Gene Ontology annotation, cellular component: cytoplasm. Bases 1 to 2316 code for a protein of 771 amino acids. The record is from RefSeq and is a predicted model, not a curated record.